This is a messenger RNA of Emericellopsis atlantica, 1638 nucleotides long. RefSeq lists its product as uncharacterized. Lineage: Eukaryota; Fungi; Ascomycota; Sordariomycetes; Hypocreales; Bionectriaceae. The record is from RefSeq and is a predicted model, not a curated record. Bases 1 to 1638 code for a protein of 545 amino acids. The transcript is spliced from 2 exons.
AUGACCAUUCUCGAGCCCCUGGCGAAGAGGCUGCCAUGCGUCGGGCCGCGAGGGAACCUGACGGAUGACCAAAAUGAUGAUGCGCUACGCUUUUCGGACCUUGACACCGAGUACCCGACGCCUUUCAUCGGAUCACAACGCGAGCUGGGAUUGAAGAGGACAUGGAUGACAGCUUCCGAUCGAUAUGGGCCGUACGGAUUCACGACCACCAACGAUGCGCGAUCCCAGCCAGACUGGGACAAGGUCUCGUGGGCAAACCUACAGGACGACUGCGCUGCUGCCAAUGCGAAGCGGUUCCCGAAUCUCCCGACGACAAUCUACCAACCUCGCUUCACGCUCCUGGCAAAUUCGACGAUCGACGCCACGCCACACUGGACAACGACUGUGAAACCCUCCCGCCGUACAGCCAUCGUUGUCCGCUCCUGGGAAGGCGUCGAGUACAAAACCGAGAACAUGUACAUGCUCCGCUCGCUCAUCACCGAGGCGAGCCUGGACACAGGCGCCGAGUACUCCGUAAUCCUACUCAUCAACAUCAAAGACCGCAAGCGCAACAUCCACGCCUCCACAGAAGACUACCGCAAGGCUCUCGCUUCCCUCAAGCUCCCGCCCGAACUCGUCUCCAUUGCCGUCCUCUGGGACGAGAACCUGCUGGCGUCGUGGUAUCCCCAGGUCAAGGAGCACGGCUCCAUGUUCCAGAUCAACCAGCCGCUGCAACUCUUCGCGCUGCACUACCCCGAGUUCGACCACUACUGGCAGAUUGAACUGGACCAGCGCUUCAUGGGCCAUGCCGGGGAAAUGCUGGACGCCAUGGCGGACUUUGCGCGGAUGGAGCCGCGCAAGCAGGCCCUGGAGAGAUCGACGUUUCCCUACAGCGAGGAGCUGUACGAUGACUAUGAGGAGCUAAUGGUGAGGGUCGACGAGGCGAGCAAGGGCAAGUCACGCGCUUGGCCAGCCUUGCGGAUCUCGGAUGUCAAGCCUGUCGGACCCGUUCCUCCGGAUAAGUCUCAAGACGACGCAUUCUCGUGGGGCGUGGGGGAGGAGGCAGCGUUUAUUGCGACGAGCUUCUGCGCCGAUGUGAGGACCUCCACGUGGGUCUUUGGUGGCUGGCUCGAGGGACAUCUGAACAAGGGCCAUGAUACGCCCCGCUGGUUCUGUCCACCUGCCAUCUUCAGGGUGUCGAAGACCGUUCUGCUGGAGGCGCAUCGGGCGCAGUUUGAGACGGGGCUUAGUCUGCCCUCGGAGAGUACCAUGCCCACAUGGGCGCUCUGGCUCGGUCUCAAGGUAUCUUAUCCGCCGCUGCCGGUGUACAUGCACCCUUACUCGGCCGAACGAUCCAACAAGCGUCCCGGGAACGAGAAUGACGAGACAUCACGAUUGGAAGACGAGUGGAGGCAUCACGACAAGAGACCAUUCUUCGGUCACCUGCCGGAAAGGAGCGAGAAUGGCCUGUCGAUGGCGAAUCCGCAGAGCUUUGCCGACAGGGGGCUGACGUACUGGUGGGUGAGCAACUGGCCGAGGAGGAUCAUGGAUGUGUGGAUGCGCAAUGAAGUCGACGCGGCGGAUCUCCCGGGAUUCAUGCGCGUUCACGAGGGCCAGGUCUACGCGCCCAAUUUUAUGAUGCAUCCUGUCAAGACUUGA